CUUUCAUUAUUGAACAAAAAAAAUUCAACAGACUAGCGACCCGGUGUUGUGGACCUCGGAUAUUUUUAGUCUGUUUAGGGUUUUGAUUUUCUAUAAGUUCAUUGUCGUUCGCAGAAACAGUGAACUGGGUUCGUGGAGUUGAGAAAGCGGGUAUAAAGAACCAACCAUGAUUACGUCAGCUGCUGGAAUCAUUUCUCUCCUGGACGAGGAGGAGCCCCAGCUCAAGGAGUUUGCACUUCACAAACUGAACUCCAUCGUUAAUGACUUCUGGGCUGAGAUAUCGGGAUCGGUUGACAAAAUCGAGGUCCUGUAUGAAGACGAGACAUUUCGUAGCCGGGCCUUUGCUGCCUUGGUGGCAUCUAAAGUGUUCUACCACCUUGGGGCUUUUGAUGAGUCGCUGAACUAUGCCCUGGGUGCCGGAGACCUUUUCAAUGUCACAGACGACUCGGAGUACGUGGAGACUAUUAUCGCCAAAUGCAUUGACCACUACACCAAGCAGCGCGUGGAAAAUGCGGAGCUUCCUGAGGACGAGGAGAAGAAGAGUAUCGACCCCCGGCUGGAAGGCAUUGUUAACAAGAUGUUCUUGCGUUGCCUGGGCGACCACAAGUACAAGCAGGCCAUCGGCAUUGCCCUGGAGACGCGACGCCUGGACAUUUUUGAGAAGACCAUCCUCGAAUCGAAUGACGUUAGUGGCCUCCUAGCUUACAGCCUGAAGGUCUGCAUGUCUCUGAUGCAGAACAAGAAGUUCCGCAAUGAGGUCCUCCGUGUGCUGGUAAAGCUCUACAUGAAUCUGGAGAAGCCUGACUUCAUCAAUGUUUGCCAGUGCCUGAUCUUCCUGGAUGACCCGCAGGCGGUGAGUGACAUCCUGGAGAAGCUGGUGAAGGAAGACAACCUGCUGAUGGCCUACCAGAUCUGCUUCGACUUGUACGAGAGCGCCAGCCAGCAGUUCCUCUCUUCUGUCAUUCAGAACCUGCGCAUGGUUGGCACUCCCAUCCCCGCCGUGCCCGGUUCCACUAACAUUGGCACCGUGCCCACCCCGGACAAGGACAGCGACGCAAUGGAGACAGACGAUAAAGCCGGCAGCUCCCCUUCAGGAAAAACUGCAGAUGUUAAGGACGAGCCUAAGGACCAGAACGCAAAGAUGAUUAAAAUUCUCAGUGGAGAAAUGGCCAUUGAGUUGCAUCUGCAGUUCCUCAUUCGGAACAACAACACAGAUCUAAUGAUCCUCAAGAAUACAAAGGAUGCAGUACGGAAUUCGGUGUGUCACACAGCCACGGUCAUAGCCAAUUCCUUCAUGCACACAGGGACCACCAGUGACCAGUUCCUCAGGGAGAACUUGGAGUGGCUUGCACGGGCCACCAACUGGGCCAAAUUCACAGCCACAGCGAGUCUUGGUGUCAUUCACAAGGGCCACGAAAAAGAGGCUCUGCAGCUGAUGGCCACCUACCUGCCCAAGGACACCUCUCCCGGAUCAGCCUACCAGGAGGGAGGAGGUCUGUAUGCCCUUGGGCUGAUCCAUGCCAACCACGGUGGUGACAUCAUCGACUACCUGCUUAGCCAGCUCAAGAAUGCCAGCAACGAUAUCGUCCGUCACGGCGGGGGUCUGGGUCUGGGCCUGGCUGCCCUGGGAACGGCCCGGCAGGAUGUGUACGACCUGCUGAAGUCCAACCUCUACCAGGACGACGCAGUCACAGGCGAGGCGGCGGGUCUGGCCCUGGGGCUCGUCAUGCUGGGCUCCAAGUCGGCCCAAGCCAUCGAGGACAUGGUCGGAUACGCCCAGGAGACGCAGCAUGAGAAAAUCCUGCGCGGCCUGGCCGUGGGUAUCGCCAUGGUGAUGUACGGGCGCAUGGAGGAGGCCGACACGCUUAUCGAGAGCCUCUGCCGGGACAAGGACCCCAUCCUGCGGCGUUCCGGCAUGUACACGGUGGGAAUGGCAUACUGCGGCUCCGGGAACAACAAGGCCAUCCGACGCCUGCUGCAUGUGGCUGUGAGUGACGUGAACGACGACGUCAGGAGGGCCGCGGUGGAAUCUAUCGGAUUCAUCAUGUUCAGGACCCCAGACCAGUGUCCCAGUGUGGUGUCCCUCUUGUCUGAGAGUUACAACCCCCAUGUGCGCUGUGGAGCAGCCAUGGCCCUGGGCAUCUGCUGUGCUGGGACCGGAAAUAAGGAGGCUAUCAACCUGUUGGAACCCAUGACCAAUGACCCGGUGAACUAUGUUCGACAGGGCGCCCUAAUUUCCUCUGCCCUCAUCAUGAUCCAGCAGACCGAGGUCACCUGUCCCAAGGUGAACCAGUUCCGGCAGCUCUAUUCCAAGGUCAUCAACGACAAACACGAUGACGUCAUGGCCAAGUUCGGGGCCAUCCUGGCCCAGGGCAUCCUGGAUGCAGGUGGCCGUAACGUCACCAUUUCCCUUCAGUCCAGGACCGGCCACACCCACAUGCCAUCAGUGGUGGGCCUACUGGUGUUCACGCAGUUCUGGUUCUGGUUCCCACUCUCACACUUCCUCUCCCUGGCCUUUACCCCGACCGCCAUCAUCGGCCUCAACAAGGACCUUAAGAUGCCCAAGGUGCAGUAUCGUUCCAACUGUAAGCCCUCCACCUUCGCCUACCCCCCAGCCCUGGAGGUGCCCAAAGAGAAGGAGAAGGAGAAGGUGUCUACAGCAGUUCUGUCUAUCACAGCCAAAGCCAAGAAGAAGGAGAAGGAGAAGGAGAAGAAGGAGGAGGAGAAGAUGGAAGUGGAGGUGCAGGAGGCUGAGAAGGAGAAGAAAGAUGAGGAGAAGGAAAAGGAGAAAGAGAAGAAGAAAGAACCUGAGCCCAGCUUCCAGCUGAUGGAGAACCCAGCCAGAGUGAUGCCCGCCCAGCUCAAAGUCCUCACCAUGCCCGAGACGUGCCGAUACCAGCCCUUCAAACCGCUUCACACCGGUGGCAUCAUCAUUAUGAAGGACACCAGCGAGGAAGAGGAAGAGCUGGUGGAGCCCGUCUCUGCCCACGGCCCCAAGAUUGAGGAGGAGGAACAAGAGCCAGAGGCCCCUGAACCCUUCGAGUAUGUUGACGAGUGAAGAGCCUCUUAAAAAGGUGGUGCUCCCAGGCUUCUACAGGAAGAAUUCAACAUCCCAGCAUGCAUCCCUUUAUCUCCCCUCCUCCACCUUUUACACGUUCCUUCCCUGUCCUGGCCCCCCUUUGUCAGACAGGGAAUGUUUUACAUUCUCUUGUUAAAUGCUCUAAUUUUCUGUCAGUACAAUAAAAAAAGGAUAUAUAUUGGA
Esox lucius (northern pike) is the source of this 3262-nucleotide messenger RNA. RefSeq names its product proteasome 26S subunit, non-ATPase 1 (gene psmd1). Lineage: Eukaryota; Metazoa; Chordata; Actinopteri; Esociformes; Esocidae. Bases 167 to 3058 code for a protein of 963 amino acids. Gene Ontology annotation, cellular component: nucleus; proteasome complex; proteasome storage granule. Gene Ontology annotation, biological process: regulation of protein catabolic process; proteasome-mediated ubiquitin-dependent protein catabolic process. Gene Ontology annotation, molecular function: enzyme regulator activity. The record is from RefSeq and is a predicted model, not a curated record. The transcript is spliced from 25 exons.